ACCACACCCACAAACUGCACCUAUAAACCACACCCACAAACUACACCUAUAAACCACACCCACAAACUGCACCUAUAAACCACACCCACAAACUACACCUAUAAACCACACCCACAAACUGUACCUAUAAACCACACCCACAAACUACACCUAUAAACCACACCCACAAACUGUACCUAUAAACCACACCCACAAACUGUACCUAUAAACCACACCCACAAACUGUACCUAUAAACCACACCCACAAACUGCACCUAUAAACUCUACCUAUAAACUACACCUUUAAGCUACACAUACAAACUCUACUUAUGAACUAUAUUUAUCAACUGCACUCAUAAACUAAUCUUAUAAACUCGGCUUAUAAACUGCUCUUAUGCACUGCAUUAUGAUUAACUGUAACUGUUUUGUUAAUUAGUAAAAGACAUUACAGUGAGUGAGUAUGAGGUCGUAAAAGCUCUGCUAUAAAUAACACAGGAUUUCAAUCUCAUUUUAUCAUUGAUAUCACAAUGUCAUAGCAAUGAAAACGGUCAGAACCUUUUAUUUUGUGUUAAUAAACACAUCACCUUGUGUGUGUGUGUGUGUGUGUGUAGUUGGUGCUCUGCAGAUUCAGUGUUAUCAGUGUGAGGAGAUUCGGCAGGAUGAUUGCUCAUCUCCAGAGUUCAUCGUUAACUGCACUGUUAAUGUGCAGGACAUGUGCCAGAAGGAAGUACUCAUCAUGGAGGACGGUGUACACUACAGGAAGUCAUGUGCGUCGUCUGGGGCGUGUCUGAUUGCAUCAUCAGGGUAUCAGCAGUUCUGUACAGGGAAGCUCAACUCCGUCUGCAUCACCUGCUGUAACACACCGCUGUGUAACGGCCCACGCCACAGACGCCGCCCACCCGGCUCACCUGCCCCACCCCUCCCCCUAUUGCCCCUCUCACUACUGCUCAGCUCCGCCCUCCUCUCACUGCCUCUCUCCCUGUCUGUCUGGCCAUCUGUCUGUCUCUCUCACUGAUGCUACAGCUCUGUACGCUCACUAUAUCACUUAUACAUAAACCAUCAAAACUGUCUCACUUUCAUUGUCUCCCUCUCUCUGUUACCCUCUCUGUUACCCUCUCUGUUACCCUCCCUGUUACCCUCCCUCUUACCCUCUCUGUUACCCUCCCUGUUACCCUCUCUGUUACCCUCCCUCUU
Messenger RNA from Pangasianodon hypophthalmus (striped catfish), 1173 nucleotides. Its product is annotated as ly6/PLAUR domain-containing protein 1. Gene Ontology annotation, biological process: acetylcholine receptor signaling pathway. Bases 518 to 994 code for a protein of 158 amino acids. NCBI's taxonomy places the organism in Eukaryota, Metazoa, Chordata, Actinopteri, Siluriformes, Pangasiidae. The record is from RefSeq and is a predicted model, not a curated record. The transcript has 2 exons. Gene Ontology annotation, molecular function: acetylcholine receptor inhibitor activity.